AUGGAGCCACGUAAUUACACUGUCCUGGAUGAUAACGGCACUAUAGAUCACAUCACAAACCACACCAACAGUGAAAUCCAAGCUUCUCACAAUUCGCAGGCUAAUGUCGGGUUUCUUUAUAGCGCGUUCGUGAUUGUGGUUGCGAUCACUAUCCUCGUGUUAAAUGCUCUCAUAAUGGUCGUAUACGUCAGGUUCGACUUUCUUAGAACGCAAAGGAACUACUUCAUCAUUAAUCUGGCAUGUGCCGAUACAUUAUUUGCGGUCGCAGCUGGAGCAACUGUAUCCCUCAGAGCUUUCGUACAUGAGUAUCAUGCGACAAAGAUAGCUUGUGGUAUAUUCGUUUUUGUCGCCUUCGUCACAAUUGGUGCAUCAAUGCUGACGAUUGGACUUGCGACGUUGGACCGCUACAUUGCUAUCGUCCAUCCGUUUCGCUACAGCCAGCUGAUGACUCCUAGAGCAGCAAAAUUUAUGUUGUUGUCCGUCUGGCUGUAUACAACUGGGUACGGGUCAAUAGCCGUGGUUCAGGCGAUCACAAGAUGGCGACCCGGAAUGUUUUGUGUUGUUGAUAUGAUAACCAAUAAAUGGCUGAGCUGGUAUGUCGCUAUCAACUACGCGGCCGUGUUACUUUUCAUGACGUACGCGUACGUCGUUAUAGGUCGGAUCAUGAUUGACCACAGCCGACGUGUUGCCGCAGCAACUAAUCAAGCGCAGCUUCAACAACUGUCCAGCCUCGCUGGAACGUUCAAAGCAGCCAAACUCAUCCUGACUGUCGUUGGCGUGUCCAUCCUACUAAUAAGUCCCAACAUUUUACACACGUUUCUGGCGACGUCUAUUGUAGAAACACACCCGCGGGCGCUCAACGCACUGCGCUAUAUACGAGUUGCAGCUGUUUUCGUGAACAUGCUUCUGAACCCUAUCAUGUACUUCAUGAAGUAUGACGAGUUUAGUGUGGCAAUAAAGAAGCUUCUAGGUAGAUACAGAGCGAGGGUUGAACCAGCAACAAUACACGCGUCGCACAUCAGAGAAAAUUUAGCUCAGGUAGAUGGACAAAUAUCAGAAGCAGAAACAGGACAAAUGUCACACAGUGAAGGACAGGUGUCAUACAAAGGAGGAAAUGUGUCACACAGUGGAGGACAGGUGUCACACAGUGGGGGACAAGUGACACAAAUACAAGGACAGAUGACACACAGUGGAGGACAGGUGACACACAGAGAAAGACAUGUAUCACCCACAGGAGGAGAGGUCUCACACAUAGGAGGACAAGUGACACUCAUAAAAGGACAGGUGACACACAAUGGAGAACAGGUGACACACGGAGAAGGACAUAUGUCACCCACAGGAGAACAGGUCUAA
Molecule: messenger RNA, 1353 nt
Organism: Priapulus caudatus
Lineage: Eukaryota; Metazoa; Priapulida; Priapulimorpha; Priapulimorphida; Priapulidae
Product: kappa-type opioid receptor-like
Exons: 1
Coding region: 1-1353 (450 amino acids)
Biological process (GO): G protein-coupled receptor signaling pathway
Cellular component (GO): membrane
Molecular function (GO): G protein-coupled receptor activity
Source: RefSeq, a predicted model, not a curated record